AUGAAAAAGCCAUUUGACACUGCAAUCCCAGAGACCUCCGACCGUCCCUUGGCAGUUCCGAGAUCCCGCGUGGGGCCCUGGCUUCGGGACCAGGGCGCCGCCCAGACGGCCCAGACGGGGACGGUCGCGGCCACUCACCUCCCCGCCGGGGGAAGGGCUCCCGCUCGCUCCACCUCACCGGAUAGACAUGAAGGGGGCGCCGCGUGGGACGAAGAGAGGCUGAGACGGGCAGUCCCUCUGCGAUUCCGGGAGCCCAAGGAGGCGCCCGGAAGCCCCGCCGUCGGGCUAGGUUGGAGCUGCUCCUCGGGCGCCCGCGCCCCGCCCGGCUCUCCGGCCUCCGAGAGCCGAAAGGAAGCAGAGCGAGAACCGCCCUGCACGGCCGCCGCACCACCUAGCACUUACCCAUCCAUGGCCCAGAUGAAAGAGCGCACGGUGCGGGAAAUGACGGGCUCCCCGCGAGUAGAGGAAGGAAGCACAGGCAACAGGGUGGCUCCGGGGACGGGCGAGCGGCACCUCUCCCGAACCCCGGCCGGUCGGAGGUGGAAGGAGAGUGGGAAACAGGGGCGGGGACCGGGCACGCUCCCGCCACCGCCGCGCCCCCGCCUUCCCCCACCCCGCAAGCGCGUCCCCGCCUCAAUUAACCCCACCCUCCUAGCGUCGACGCCCUCCCUCGGGGCCCGCCCCUGCGCUCGCGCCCUCUCUGGGCCCCGCCCACAUCCGACCUCAGAUACGCGACCUCUGGCCAACUUCAACCAGAUUCAAUGUGAGGUCUGUAAGUGUGACGCUGGCCCCGAGAAGAACAUGAAUUUACGCCGUUUGUACGUGUUUGUGCAGGAGUUCAGAGAGGUCUGCAUCCAGGCGGCAAGGAAACUAGCGGGAUGUACAGUUUUCAUCACGGGGGCAAGCCGUGGCAUUGGCAAAGCUAUUGCCUUAAAAGCAGCAAAGGAUGGAGCAAAUAUUGUCAUUGCUGCGAAGACAACCCAGGCACACCCCAAACUUCCAGGCACAAUCUAUACUGCUGCUGAAGAAAUUGAAGCAGCUGGAGGAAAAGCCUUGCCAUGUAUUGUUGAUGUGAGAGAUGAACAGCAAAUCAGUGAUGCAGUGGAGAAAGCAGUCCAGAAAUUUGGAGGAAUUGAUAUUUUGGUGAAUAAUGCCAGUGCUAUUAGCUUGACCAACACAUUGGAAACACCUACAAAGAGAGUGGAUUUGAUGAUGAAUGUCAAUACCAGAGGCACCUACCUUACAUCUAAAGCAUGUAUUCCUCAUUUGAAAAAGAGUAAUAUUGCUCAUAUUCUCAAUCUCAGUCCUCCGCUGAAUCUGAAUCCACUAUGGUUCAAACAGCACUGUGCUUAUACCAUUGCUAAGUAUGGUAUGUCUAUGUGUGUUCUUGGAAUGGCAGAAGAAUUUAAAGGUGAAAUUGCAGUCAAUGCAUUAUGGCCUAAAACAGCCAUACACACUGCUGCUAUGGACAUGCUGGGAGGAUCUGGUAUUGAAAGCCAGUGUAGAAAAGUUGAUAUCAUUGCAGAUGCUGCAUAUUCCAUUUUCAAAAAGCCAAAAAAUUUUACUGGUAAUUUUAUUAUUGAUGAAAAUAUCUUAAAAGAAGAAGGAAUAAAAAAUUUUGAUGUCUAUGCCAUUAAACCAGGCCAGCCUUUGAUACCAGAUUUCUUCUUAGAUGAUGUCCCAGAUGCUACUACCAAGAAAAUAGAAUCACAUGGUGAUACUGCAGCAGUCAAAGACGGGAAGCAGGAGCGACAACCACAGCCACGUUCUGGACCUGUGGAAGAAACAUUUCGCAUUGUCAAGAACUCUCUCAAUGAUGACCUUGUUAAAGCCACUCAAGCCGUCUAUCAGUUCGAACUCUCAGGUGAAGAUGGUGGAACAUGGUUUCUUGAUCUGAAAAGCAAAGGUGGAGUUGUGGGCUUUGGAGACCCUCCUAAUCAGGCAGAUGUGGUGAUGAGUAUGUCCACUGAAGAUUUUGUAAAAAUGUUUUCUGGGAAGCUAAAGCCAACAUUGGCAUUCAUGUCAGGAAAGUUGAAGAUUAAAGGUAACAUGGCCCUAGCAAUCAAAUUGGAGAAACUAAUGAACCAGAUGAAUGCUAAACUGUGA
Elephantulus edwardii (Cape elephant shrew) is the source of this 2106-nucleotide messenger RNA. It is a transcript of the gene HSDL2, whose product is annotated as hydroxysteroid dehydrogenase like 2. The record is from RefSeq and is a predicted model, not a curated record. The transcript has 14 exons. The coding region runs from base 1 to 2106 and encodes 701 amino acids. NCBI's taxonomy places the organism in Eukaryota, Metazoa, Chordata, Mammalia, Macroscelidea, Macroscelididae. Gene Ontology annotation, cellular component: mitochondrion.